Molecule: messenger RNA, 912 nt
Organism: Morone saxatilis (striped sea-bass)
Lineage: Eukaryota; Metazoa; Chordata; Actinopteri; Moronidae
Product: phospholipid scramblase family member 5
Exons: 7
Coding region: 1-912 (303 amino acids)
Biological process (GO): plasma membrane phospholipid scrambling
Cellular component (GO): plasma membrane
Molecular function (GO): phospholipid scramblase activity
Source: RefSeq, a predicted model, not a curated record
AUGUCAGCUGUGACCAGCCAGCCUCUUCCUUUUGAUCGACUGGAGCGAGAGAGGCACAUCCAGAUGAUCUUCAGAGCUUUCCAGAACCGCUGUGGGCCUUCCUGUGAGUGCCACGCUCACUCACCUGGACCCAAACUGCACCAAACACCUCCUGACUGGGAAUCUGAUGGGCAGCUGUCAGGUCUGGCUCCUGGGACAAAGAUAAAGAACCUGCAGCCACCAGGAAAAGUGAGCAGGCCAGGGGUUGAGGAAAAGUGGCCCGGAGGUGCAGCAGGAUCCCAUUUUAUGUCUGCGCUGGAAACAGUCAGUCAAAUACAAAUCACUGCCAGACCGGAGCUGCAAGGUCCACAGUGUGUUCCCAGGAGGAUUUACAGCAUCACCACAGGAGGCAGCAGGUCACAGUUAUUUGUGGCUGUGGAAGAGAGUUCCUGUGUGUGCCUCCAGUGUUGCGGUCCAGCUCGGGCCUGCUCAUUGCAGGGCUUUGACUGUCAGGGCCGCCAGGUCUUUUAUUUUGAAAGGCCCCUUAGGGUGGACGCCUGCUGCCUCGGCUGCUGCCUGAUGGAAAUGAGAGCCUACACACCUCAAAAACAUCUUAUUGGCACUGUAUGCCAGAGGUGGAGCAUGUUCACCCCUCUCCUGGAAGUGUGUGAUGCAGAGGGAGCAUCUACCGUCAGAAUCCAGGGCUCCUGCUGUCCGUGUCGCUGCUUCUCCAACCAGCAGUUCCAGAUUGUUUCCAACAUUGGUGAGAAAAUGGGCACAAUAUGGAAGAAAUGGCCUGGCUUCAGUGACGAACAUAACAUGGACCAUGAGUAUUUUGGGUUGGAAGUGCCACAGAGUAUGGAAUCACACACUAAACUGCUGCUGCUGGCAGCCACUUUCUUGUUGAAUCACAUGUUCUUUGAAAUGAGCUGA